Molecule: messenger RNA, 1551 nt
Organism: Raphanus sativus (radish)
Lineage: Eukaryota; Viridiplantae; Streptophyta; Magnoliopsida; Brassicales; Brassicaceae
Exons: 1
Coding region: 122-1408 (428 amino acids)
Source: RefSeq, a predicted model, not a curated record
AUUGCCUCUACGUUGGAAAUUUUUUAAAAUUGCUGUCUCACGAUCCAUAUUUUUAAUAAAAAUAAAUUAACUCCAGUUUGAAUUUAAAUAAAUCACUCUGGUCCAGACUGAUCUUUAGCAAAUGGGUUGUUGUAUCAGCAAGAAACCUUCUUCGAUCCCUCCCUCCAGUGGCACCACUUGUGAUGUUAAAUCCCCAGAUCCAGUCAAACCCGAUGUUAAUAAACCCACUAAACCGGUGACUGAGCUGCCGGUUAAACCGGUGAUUGAGCUUCAGGAGACAGUGGAAGAAGCCAAACCAAUUAUACCCGAGAAGGUAGAGAAAGAAGAAGAAGAAGAGAUAAAACAUAGGAGAAGCCAUGAGGAGGCUUCAGCUUCUGUAGCGGUGGAGAAACCAGUGGUGAGGACGUCAAGCUGUACCAAAGAAGAAGUUGACGCGAUACUGAUACAAUGCGGGAAGUUAAGUCGGAGCGAUGACUCCGCCGCCGCUAAAACCAGAAGAUACUCUGGCUCAAAAAGAAGCUUCGACUUUGAUCAGAACGAGAGGAACCGAGGAGGAGGAGAUGUGGAGGAAGGGAGGAAGACGCCUCAAAGGAAUCGAGUAGAGAGAGUGAAUGGUUCGCCUCGUGAACGGAGAAGACGAACUCCAAGCAGAGAAAGAGAAAGAGGAGGAAGCAGAGGGGUGAGCAGAUCUCCCGCAAAAGGAUCCGAGGCGACUAAUCCUAGGGGCAGUUUGGUAAAUUCGAGCAACACUAAGUUUGUUAGGGGCAGUUUGGUAAGCAACACUAAGUUUGUUACAGUUCCGGCGAGGGACAAGAACGGAGACCCGUCGUUGAGUAAACGAGUUACUACUAGUGUUGUUAAGAGAAGCAUCGGAGAAGCUUGUAGUAAUGUUCAACCUCCUCAUCCUCGGGAGCAAUCACAAUCACCGUACAGGAGGAGAAAGCCACUUGGAGAAAUCGAUCAGAACGCGACAAAAGGAGACAAGAAGAAGAGAGAAAACGAAUGUGCGAAACCUCAAGGGAUAAGCAGAAGCCGAUCGUUGAGGAAAUCACGUGACUUCCAAACGUUGUUGUUGCCAUCAAGCGAAGAAGAGGACAAGAGCAGUUACACGGCGCUGUUGCUGAAAGACAUCAAGAAUUUCCAUGUGGGGAAGAGUAGUAGUCAUGAGGAGGAGGAGGAUCCUUUGAGUCUUCUUCCAUCUUGUGUUACAAAAGCUUGCUCCAUUGUUGAUGCAGUGGCCCAUCUUAACUCCACCUCUGAUUCCAACCAGUUUAGAUUCACAUCUACUAUGACUGUGAAGAAAGCGGAUUUGAUGGAACCGAGCUUUGAAAAGUAUGUGACUGUGAACAGAGGUUGUUGUUCCUUGGAGGAGCAAGAAUCAUCAUGUGCCAGCAACAAUCUUACCUGACCCGGGUUCGAUUCCUCUCAAGCAACAACUCUCUGUGUUGUUGCAGUUUCUUCAACUUUAGUUUUAAUUGUUUCUGUUUAUUGUAUUCCCCCCAUGUUUUCUAUUCACUUCAAUCGAAUCUUCUUCUCUUCAACAUUAUGUUA